UCAUCAACAAACCCGCCUCUCAACCACCCUCCCGAGGCCCCCUCCCACCAUAUAGACCCUUCGUUCCGGCUAAACCGACCGGCGAACUUCUCCUCUCUUUGAACGAAUCCCUCUUUCCGUGACGAUUUCACUAGAAAAGUUCUUGUUUCUAUAGUUUUUCUUCUCCGCCUUGAUUCGUUGGUUCUUGUAAUUGUUCUACAAGCCACCCCUUUCUUAGUAUACGACUAGACACACUCUCACAAUGGUCAAGGAAACCAAGUUUUACGACGUUCUCGGGGUUGCCCCAACAGCCACAGAGGCUCAACUGAAGACCGCCUAUAAGAAGGGCGCUCUCAAAUAUCACCCUGACAAGAACGCAAACAACCCCGAUGCCGCUGAAAAGUUCAAGGAGCUUUCCCGUGCCUACGAAAUUCUCUCCGAUUCCCAGAAGCGUUCUCUCUACGACCAGCUCGGUGAGGAAGGUCUUGAAAAUGGUGGUGGCGCCGGUGGAAUGGGUGCAGAGGAUCUCUUUGCCCAGUUCUUCGGCGGUGGCGGCGGCUUUGGAGGUAUGUUCGGUGGUGGUAUGCGGGAGCAGGGCCCCAAGAAGGCCCGCACCAUCCACCACGUUCACAAGGUCAACUUGGAGGAUAUCUACCGCGGAAAGGUUUCGAAAUUGGCUCUGCAGAAGUCUGUCAUUUGCCCUGGCUGUGAUGGUCGUGGUGGUAAGGAAGGUGCCGUCAAGUCCUGUGGCGGCUGCAAUGGUUCCGGUAUGAAGACUAUGAUGCGCCAGAUGGGACCUAUGAUCCAGCGGUUCCAGACCGUUUGCCCAGACUGCAAUGGUGAGGGUGAGACCAUUCGGGAGCGCGACCGCUGCAAGCGCUGCAAUGGUAAGAAGACCGUUGUCGAGCGCAAGGUCCUCCACGUUCAUGUCGACAAGGGUGUCAAGAACGGCCACAAGAUCGAAUUCCGUGGGGAGGGUGACCAGAUGCCUGGCGUCAUGCCCGGAGAUGUGGUCUUCGAGAUUGAACAGAAGCCUCACCCCCGCUUCCAGCGUAAGGAAGACGACCUUUUCUAUCACGCUGAGAUCGAUCUUCUCACAGCUCUUGCUGGCGGUAACAUCAACAUUGAGCACCUCGAUGACCGCUGGUUGACUGUGAACAUCGCACCUGGCGAGGUUAUCACUCCUGGCGCUAUCAAGGUGAUCAAGGGUCAGGGUAUGCCGUCAUUCCGCCACCAUGACUUUGGCAACCUCUACAUUCAGUUUGACGUCAAGUUCCCCGAGAAGGAUCAGCUCAGCAACCUCAACCUUCUGGAACAGGUUCUGCCCCCUCGCAUGGAGCAGCCUCAGGCACCUGCCGAUUCCAUGGUGGAGGACUUCGAGCUGGAGGAUGUCGACUCUAGCGAGUACUCCCAGGCACGCGCCCACGGUGCUGGUUCUAUGGACGAGGAUGACGACGACGUUCCUCCUGGCGCUGAGAGAGUGCAGUGCGCGUCUCAGUAAAGAAGGGGGCCUUUUUCUGUGGUUGAUUAAGUUGCUGUGCUAGGGCAUUACUGAAAUCGCUUAUGAUACCAUGCGGGAGCUCAGCCCUGGUAUUGCUUGGUUCUUAAUUCUUUUGUUCGCUUGAUGAUUUACUCUGCAAUGGCGUUUUCUCGAAGACCCGGAAGAUGAUGCGGGAGAUUUCGUGUCGGUUCAUUUUACAUUCCCAUCAUCAAGCUUUGAUUCCCAUGCAUAAUAUUCUAUUUCUUGUUUGUCUGUUAUGGGGGAAUGGAGGGUAUGGUACCUGAUGAGAUGGACGAGAUCAUGGUAAACGAGUCAACAUUUCAUUUCUUCUUCCCUUUCCGCUCAUCGCUUCAGUUGACUCGGGAUGGGUUAUGGUGGGUCGAUUUAGGGGUUGAGCGUGUUUGAACAUUAUAGACUACAGCGUGGGUUUGGGUAUUGAAUAUUCCAUUUUAUCUGCCAAGUGUUUGUCU
Molecule: messenger RNA, 1950 nt
Organism: Aspergillus nomiae NRRL 13137
Lineage: Eukaryota; Fungi; Ascomycota; Eurotiomycetes; Eurotiales; Aspergillaceae
Product: type I HSP40 co-chaperone YDJ1
Exons: 4
Coding region: 242-1480 (412 amino acids)
Biological process (GO): protein refolding; response to heat
Cellular component (GO): cytosol; nucleus; cytoplasm
Molecular function (GO): ATP binding; Hsp70 protein binding
Source: RefSeq, a predicted model, not a curated record